Messenger RNA from Haliotis rubra (blacklip abalone), 1478 nucleotides. RefSeq lists its product as uncharacterized. Bases 272 to 688 code for a protein of 138 amino acids. The record is from RefSeq and is a predicted model, not a curated record. NCBI's taxonomy places the organism in Eukaryota, Metazoa, Mollusca, Gastropoda, Lepetellida, Haliotidae. The transcript has 6 exons.
AGAGCAACACGCUUCAUAACAUAAACAUAUGAAGUCAAGCGAUGAAAUGGUGUUUUGAAUGGAUACCGCCACAACAAUCAACGUCCAAUAUUUGUUUAAUGUCAUUGAUCACAUUCUUACGGGUACAUGGUGGUGUAGGGAGGAUCAUAUUUCAUCCCUUGAGAAACGUCAACAUGGGUAGAACUGGCAUAGUGCUUCUUUUUUUCGGGCUUGUGGCAGGGGCGUCGUGCGACGUUUGUCUCUCAACGUCUAUCGUCAUCCGUCGCCACAGAUGUAUGAUCAGUGUAUUGCAGCAAAGGUGUACGUCCGGUGCUUAGUGGGGAGCUCUGGUUCCGGGUGUGACAAGCGACCGAGCAGGCUGACAACAGCAGUCGCUGAGGUACAGAGAGUUAACGGAAUAUCAGGAAAGACUUGCGAACUGACGGACUCCUGUCUGUGCCAGGCGAACUUCUAUCGUUCAGACAUAACCGAUCACUUGAAGCUUUGCUACGCGAGUGUUGUGCAGAACCAGUGUGCAAUAGAUGCCUCCAGCCCGGCCUGUGACGACACAACGACGAACACGGUGUUCCGGGUGUCAACGUCUGUGACCUGGGUGAACGCCUGCAAGAGCACAGGUUCAGCUCCAGUCCAGUCAAUGAUGACCGUCGCCAUAGUAACAACCCUGGCGGCACUACAGCGACAUCUAUAGAACAACACCGACUACCGACAAUCAAACGUCGGUCUCAGAUUAUGAGAGAAUGUCAGUUUAGAAAGUACUGUUUUCGCCAUGCGUUGAAAUGGCAACCAAUCCUUUGGCCGAGUUAUCUUGGCUUGUCUUAAGAAAUAUAUAUAUAUACAAUAUAACAUCAUAAAUUGUUUCCUGUUGACCACCACAGACAUGUUGACUAGAUUUGCAUAUUAUUAAUAACAUUUAUUGUAUACAUCUACUAACCAAGGUGUUUAGGUGGAAAUUCCCUCGGGUAUUUUAUAAUCAAAACCUAUUGCAUUAACAUUAUGUCAUGCAAGUUUUUAAACUCCUAAAAUAAGGUAUACAUGUUGCUGUUUCAAGGCAUACAGUGCCACAGUAUACUGGUUUGAUAAGAAAUGAUAUGUUUUUAAUCUUCUUUUUGGAAUUUGUGUACACAACAUAGAAUCUGUUAAUAAUUCUAUUUAGUAAUAUAGAGUUAUAUAUUUAUUUAUUUUAUUAGACACGCUCUUUUUCUUUUCAUGUUUAUUCAGUGUUUAGCAAACAUUUGAAUAUGUUUAAUUAAAGUGUUUUUUACCCAAAAUAUACUUUUUUUCAGCAACGAAUUAUUAAUUUUUUGUAUGCAUAAACAGGGCAUGCGUAAAUUGUAAAAUUGGUAAGUUGUGAAUAUAGAAAAUAAAUCAUCAAAAUAUAUGUGUCUUUACUGAAUGUCCAUACAAGUCAAGUAAGAUUUCCUUAGUUCAAUGGGGCGGUGGUUAAAGCGUUCGCUCGUCUCGCCGAAGACCCGGGUUCG